Messenger RNA from Plasmodium gallinaceum, 2940 nucleotides. Its product is annotated as conserved Plasmodium protein, unknown function. The record is from RefSeq and is a predicted model, not a curated record. The transcript has a single exon. The coding region runs from base 1 to 2940 and encodes 979 amino acids. Lineage: Eukaryota; Apicomplexa; Aconoidasida; Haemosporida; Plasmodiidae.
AUGGUCGAUCCUAAGGUAGAAGUUGCCUUUUUAAUUUAUAAUUUUGAGUUUAAUAAACUGAGAAUUUAUGAAAAGUCAGAAAUUAUUAUAGAGUUAAAUAGAAAAAUAAAUAAGUAUGGUAUUCUUGCUUUGCAAAGUAGUUAUAAGUAUGUUAAUAAUUUCUCUUAUACAACGGAGAUAUUUCAUUAUUUUUUUAAAUUAGCAGAAUAUUACCUUUUUAAAUAUUUUAACAGUAUUAUUGUUGAUUCUAUAUUUUUUUUUAAAUGCAUAAAUGAUAUUAAAAGUAACUCUUCUUAUGAUAUCCAAAAAAAGGAAAAAGAAAAUCAAGUUCAUUUCAAUCAUAAUGCAGAUGUAAAAAAAAAUGAAAACGUUAAUGACUUUGAAAAUAUAAAAAAAAGUGAUGAUGAUUAUUCUUUUGAUUGUAGAACUUUACAUAUUUUUAUUGAAAAUUUAAAAAGAAUUGAUAGGAAAAAUAACAAAAAAGAUGUUAGUAGAUAUAAUAAUAAUAAUAAAAACAUUAACAUUAAUAAUGAAAGUAAUAUUAAAAAAAUAAAUAUGCAAAAAGAAAAUAAAAACAAUGAGGAAAUUAGUUCAUCAGGAAACUUAAAAUUUAGAAAAACGUUUUUAUAUGAAUUAUGUGAAAUAAGCAACUUUUAUAAUAAGAAAAAUAUAAUGAUUAUUAUAACAAAAAUUUUUCGUAAAAUAAUUAAUAGAAAUAAAAUCAGAUAUUUUAUAUGUGAAAAUGAUAAAAUCAAAAAGAAAAAUUAUUUGAAAUUCUUUUUAAAUCUAUUUUUAGGAAUUUUUAUUUACAUAUAUAUUUUUAAAUACAUAAAAGAAAAUUAUAAGAGUAUUGAAUAUUUUAUAUUUUUAAAUAAUUUAAAAAAUAUUAGACAAGUAUACUUUAAUAAUGUUCCAUAUUUAGAAGAAAAUCAAAUAAUUAGUUUUAUUAAAUAUAUAAAGUUUAUUAAUAUUCGAAUGUUUCAAUACAUAUAUAUAUCAUUUUUUAUCAACAUUUACAAAUAUGUAAACCUUAUUUAUAAUUUAACAAUUUUGUCUUUUUUUAAUUUUUUUAAAUAUUUAUAUGAAAAAAAUAAGAAAGAAUUACAUAAUAUAAAGAAUGAAUCACCAAAAAUAAAAUAUAAGCUUAAAAAUACAAAUAUGAUAAAUGAUGAAAAAAGUAAGAAAAUAAAUAAUAUUAACAAUGAAGAUGAAAAUAUUAUCCAUUAUGAUAGACCAUUAAGUGAAAAUAUAAAAAUUGAAGAAAAUGAAUCAUUUAAAGAUGAGAAUAAAGAGUAUACAAAAAAGAAAACAUAUGAAGAUACUAAUAAUAUUACAAGAAGUUAUCUUGAUAAAUAUUCAAUUGGGAAAAAAGAGAAUGGAGAACAAAAUAUAUCAUAUAUGUUUAUUAAAAAUGAUAAUUUCAAAUUAUGUAAUUCUAGAAAGGAUAUUCCUUUAAAACUAAAUUCUAGUUAUUCUUUAGAUGAAAAAGAAGAAUAUAUAAAUGAAUUAGUCUACGAUUGCUAUGUUUAUAUCUUCAUUUUUUUUAAAUAUAUAAAAAUUGUAAGAAAAAAAAUGAAAUUGAAAAUUAUGAAAAUACAAAAACAUAUUAAAAAUAUGAUAGGUAUAUUUGUUAAAAUAUAUAAUUUUAAUAAGGUAAAAGGGAAAGGAAGAAAAAAUUCUUUUGAUAUAAAUAUGGAGAAAAAAGAAGAUAAUUUUAACGCGUUUCCAAAUAAGGAUUCUUUUGAUAAUUAUGUAGAUGAUACAUUUCAUUUUUUGUAUUUUAAAUACAUAGAAUUAAGUAGAAGUUACAAAAUUUGUAUAAAAUUAAAUUAUAAGAUUAUUAAAUUAGUACACAUGUUCCAUUUAUUAUUAAAGCAUUUUUAUAAAUUUUUUCCUGUUUUAAAUAUCAAAAAAGAAAGUUGUAUUAUUUAUAAUUAUUAUAAUAAAUCAUUUAUAUAUAAUGAAAAAAAAAAAAAAAAAGAUAAUAAAGAAAAUUUAAAUGAGAAAAAAGAGAAUCAUAAGGAAAAAGAUAAUUUUGAUGUAUUUAAAAAUGUUACUGCCUAUCAGUUGGAGUUUUUCUAUUUCAUUGAGAAAAAAAAUAAUGAAAAAGAAAUAAUACAUGAUUUAGUAGAAGAUAAUGAAACUGAAUCAUUCAAUCAUAUAUUUAACAAAAAUUUGGAGAAAUUCUCAUCUUUCAUUGAAUUGAAUCAAUUCAAAGGUGAAGAAGAAGAUUAUUUAGAAAAAGUUUUAAGCAAGAAAAUAUCACAUAAUUCAAAAAAAUUAUUCUUAUAUUGUCUUAACAGAAAUUUGGAUAAUUUUUUAAUUAAUGUAAAUAAAGACAAAAUUUCUUUUGAUGAUGAUAUAGUAGAAUAUCAAGAUAUAAAUAAGGGAAAUAAAAAUGAAAAUUGUGUUUCAAAUAUUAGUAAAAGAGAAAAUAUAAGUAUCGAAAAAGAAAAAAAUGUUUUAAAAACAAAAAAUGUAAAUAAAAUUUUAUGUUUAUACGAUAGUCCAAUUUUAGAAGCUUUAAAAAAUAAUAAAAAUAUUUAUAAUAUCAUAGUUGAAAUAAUAGAAAACUUUUGCAACAAAAAAUUUACAUUUUUAGAAAAUUGUAUAGCUGAUUUAAAUAUGUACAAUAAGAAUGCUUUAGAAAUAUAUGAAGACAAUAUUUUUGAUAUGCAUUAUAAAUUUAAAAAAGAGGUUCCUUUUGAAAGUGACGAAUCAUUGAAAAACAAAAAGUUAUUAGAAGUUAAAAUAUUUUUAGAUUAUGAAAAAAUAUAUACUAAAAAAACAGUAGAAACUCAAACACAAAUUUCUUUAUUUAAAAAAGAUAUGUCGAUACAAAUGUCAAAAGAUAAAGAAGUGUUCACAACAACAGAGCAAUUUAUCCAAACAAAAGAAAUUAGUAAUCCAAUUUUUUAUUUAAAAGAUAUAUACAAUUAA